Epinephelus lanceolatus (giant grouper) is the source of this 1821-nucleotide messenger RNA. Its product is annotated as 7-alpha-hydroxycholest-4-en-3-one 12-alpha-hydroxylase-like. The record is from RefSeq and is a predicted model, not a curated record. Lineage: Eukaryota; Metazoa; Chordata; Actinopteri; Perciformes; Serranidae. Gene Ontology annotation, molecular function: sterol 12-alpha-hydroxylase activity; iron ion binding; heme binding.
UUUACAUCUCUGUUUGGCUGUCAGAGGAAUCAGUCAUGGGACUGAUGCUGCCAAUCCUUCUUGGCUUUCUUGCCGCUCUGAUUGGAGGGCUGUACAUUCUCGGAGUGUUUCGACAGAGGCGACCAGGAGAACCCCCUUUGGAUAAGGGGCUGAUACCAUGGCUGGGUCAUGUCUUAGAGUUUCGCAGGAACACGUUCAAGUUCCUACAGAGGAUGAAGCAAAAGCAUGGUGAUGUGUUUACAGUACAGCUGGGAGGGUUUUAUAUUACGUUUCUGCAGGAUCCUCUAUCAUUUGGGGCACUUGUUAAGGAGAGUCGAGAAAAACUGGACUUUAUCAAGUUUAUUCAGCAUUUGGUGCGCAGAGUGUUUGGUUACUCACCUAUAGAAAAUGAUCACCAGAUUCUCCAGAUGUCCAGCAACAAGCACCUCGAGGGAGAUGGCCUGGAAAUAAUGACACAAGCCAUGAUGAAGAAUUUGCAGAACCUGAUGUUGUACAACAUCGGCUCAGCUGCAGACCAAAGAACCUGGAUGGAGGAUGGACUGUUUAUGUACAGCUACAAUAUUGUUUUUAGGGCUGGCUACCUAUCUCUGUAUGGCAAUGAGCCACAUAAGUCAGAAGGAAAUGAAGACAAAGCCAAACAGAAAGACAGAGCAGAAUCAGACGCCUUAUUUCGCGAGUUUCGUAAAUAUGACCAACUCUUUCCCAACCUGGCUUAUGGGGUCCUGACACCAAGGGAAAGACUGGAAGAAAAGAGACUACUAAGAUAAUUCUGGAACACUCUGUCAGUGCAGAAAGUGAGGACCAAGGAUAACAUCAGUCGCUGGGUUUGGGACAUACAGCAGACCAAACAGGAGUUGGGUAUGACUGAGUCAAUGAUAACCAGGUACAUGUUUGUACUUCUUUGGGCCUCUCAGGGCAACACAGGGCCUUCUGCAUUCUGGCUGCUCCUCUUCCUCAUGAAACACCCAGAAGCCAUGACAGCAGUGAAGGAAGAGGUAGACAACGUUCUGAAGGAAUUUGGUCAACAAGUCAAAUGUGAUGGUCCUUUAAUUAACCUGACACGUGAGAUGCUGAUGAAAACACCCAUCCUGGACAGUGCUGUGGAAGAGACCCUCCGACUCACUGCUGCACCCCUGCUCACCAGAGCAGUGCUUCAGGAUAUGACUGUCAAGAUGGCUGAUGGGCGUGAGUACUUCAUUCGCAAGGGUGACAGAAUGGCAGUCUUUCCUUACAUUGCUCACAUUGACCCAGAGAUCCACCCUGACCCACAUUCAUUCAGAUAUGACCGCUUCCUCAAUCCAGAUGGGAGCAAGAAAACUGAUUUUUACAAAGCAGGGAAAAAGAUGAAGUAUUACAGCAUGCCCUGGGGUGCUGGGGUCUCCAUGUGUCCUGGGCGUUUCUUUGCCACCAAUGAGCUGAAACAGUUUGCUUUCCUCAUGCUGGUUUAUUUUGAGUUUGAGCUGAAGAAUCCUGAUGAGAAGAUACCUGAAAUUGACUACAGGCGAUGGGGCUUUGGAUCGAUGCAACCCAACAGAGACGUCCAGUUUCGAUACAGACUCAUAUAUUAAACCAAUUAUUUUCAUUUUCUUAUAAAAUAUCCUUGAUUUUGAUCACCCCUGUAAGCAUUCAUUUGAAAAUUAUUUUUUAAUCUUGAAAUCAGUGUUUUUUUUAUUUUCAUAUGAUGUGAUAAGCACAUUUUGGAUGUGGCUUCAAAACUUAGGGCCCUGUUCAGGUUAUUCUGAUGCAUUGUACAUACAUUUACCCAUUUGAUUUAUGUUUAUGUUUUAUGUUUAUUUCAUUUAGACAAGGAUAGUGCACAUU